AUGGCAUACAAGAUGCUGGGACACAGGGAGCUGGAGCAGGCGUCUGGACGGCCGUAUUUUUCCUCGUACUGGGACAGCCUCUUUGAUCUGUACGUGCUCGUCACCACGGCCAACCAUCCCGACAUCAUGAUGCCUGCGUUCAACGAACAUGUGGUGUACGUAGCGUUCUUCGUGGCGUUCUUGGUGCUUUGCUACUUCAUUUACAUGAACGUUGUGCUGGCAGUCGUCUACAACAGCUACAAACGGCAACUCAAGACUGAGGUGCUGGAGUCGUUCAUGAGUCGCCAGCAGCAACUGCAACGCGCGUUCGAAUUGCUCGCACACAAGAGUCCCAACGGGCGCAGUGUGGUGUGCAGUGGAAGGUUCGCGCAGUUGCUUCUGGAGCUGCCGCAGCGACGUAGCCCGGCGCUCGUCGCCGUUCUAUUCACCGUACUCGAUCAGGACAACUCCAACUCCCUAGAUCGCGUGGAAUUCCGGAGGCUGGCAGAUCUGCUGUCCGUGGAGGUGUCUGAGAUUCAGUCACAGUCACGCUGCCUUCGGACGGUUGCUCUGUCGCUGCCGCGCUGUAGCCGCUCACUCACUUCUCUUGUUAACAACAGUUCGCUUCACUUUGUAAAUGUUAAUUCAAGCCAUAAAUUGUCCANCACCGUGCUGAUAUGCCAUCUCGGCCUCGCCAUCGUCGAGGAGCCUGCCAUGCCAGGAUGUCACCUGCCUUUCUGG
Molecule: messenger RNA, 720 nt
Organism: Hyalella azteca
Lineage: Eukaryota; Metazoa; Arthropoda; Malacostraca; Amphipoda; Hyalellidae
Product: two pore calcium channel protein 1-like
Exons: 7
Biological process (GO): transmembrane transport; monoatomic ion transport
Cellular component (GO): membrane
Molecular function (GO): monoatomic ion channel activity
Source: RefSeq, a predicted model, not a curated record